Messenger RNA from Triticum aestivum (bread wheat), 1237 nucleotides. RefSeq names its product extensin. NCBI's taxonomy places the organism in Eukaryota, Viridiplantae, Streptophyta, Magnoliopsida, Poales, Poaceae. Bases 224 to 919 code for a protein of 231 amino acids. The record is from RefSeq and is a predicted model, not a curated record. The transcript has 3 exons.
AGAUCCGCGUCGAAACGAGCCAUGGGAGGUAGUAUGCUGGACUCCGUUGUUGUAAGAGGUCGUUGUGUUCUUCAGCUCACGGAUGGGAGGCGUGGGGCUGACAGAGGGCGCGGCGAGGGGCACAUUGGGCGUCUGACGGGUGGGUCCUCGGAUAAACCCACCCAUCCCCAAUCCCUCAAUUCCCCUCCCCCGAUCCCCACCACCGGCGCCAGCGGCUAGGGUUAUGGAGAUGGCCAAGCCGCCUCGCCCGCGCGGCUUCAAGGUCGGCCGCCGGCCGACGGCCGCCUCCCGGAAGGACCACGGCGGCGGGGGCGUUCGCCAGCCGCCGCGUGGCCCUGCGCGCGCGCACCUACCGCCGGCCUCGCCAUCCUCGGCCGCGGUCCCUGCGGCUGGCCUCCUGCCGCGUGCCUCGGUGCCCUCGCACACGGCCCCUGAGCCAAGCCUCCUCCCGCCGGCCCCGGCCCCCUCGCGCACCGCGCCUGCGCCCGGCGUCCCCCCGCCGGAAUGGGUGCCUUGGUACAUGGCCCCCGCGUCCUGGGACAUGACCCAUCCGCCCCGCCUCCCCUCGCAGGCCACUCCCCCUGCCCCCGACCUCCUCCCGCUGGCCUCGGCGCCCUCCCACACCACCCCUGCGCUCGGCCUCCUCCUGCCCUCUACCGCGCCCCCUGAGCCCUGCAAAUACUACACCGGCAUGCUCUUAGGUCCGCGUGUCUAUGCUCGUGAUCUCUCUCCGCCCGCAGCACCCGCCACGAGCGUCGCUACAGCAGCCUUCUUACCGCCGCCGCCGACAGCUAACCCCCUACUUGUAUGCAAGGAGUCCAUGGAAGGUUGCAAAUAUGUGAAUAUGGAGAUGAGCGAUGAAGAAACGGAAGAGGAGUAUGAAUCACGCAAGAAGGCGGAGUGGUGCUGUGGAGCCUGAUCUAUGUGUUGUUGACUCGUAGGAUGUGUUUGUGUUCACUCUCAAGAUUUCAUGUGCUUGUGUUUCCUCUCAUAUACGUUGGGCCGGGUGUUUCUCCUAAAAAGUUUUGUCCAGAGUUAAGUAGAUGCAUGCCCAGAGUUAUUUUUUGUCCAAAGUUUCCUCUGGGAGAUUAGAAAGCAUGUCUAUGUUCUCAUCAUUUUUCUGAAUCUGUAGAAACCAAGUUUCAGUGGGAAAUUUGAUGUGGAUGAGAAAAAUCUUUACUGUUGCUUCCACUCUUUUGAAUUUUAUUACAGCUCAGAACAAAUCUUUUGAAUUUUA